This is a messenger RNA of Naegleria gruberi, 1578 nucleotides long. RefSeq lists its product as uncharacterized. The transcript has 2 exons. Gene Ontology annotation, molecular function: protein binding. Lineage: Eukaryota; Heterolobosea; Eutetramitea; Acrasida; Naegleriidae. The coding region runs from base 1 to 1578 and encodes 525 amino acids. The record is from RefSeq and is a predicted model, not a curated record.
AUGGUUCGUCCAGUUGAUGGAUUUUCUCAUCGAUUGUCUAAAUUAAUUGGUGGUGAACGUUUUACCUUACUACCAACAAAUGUUAUUACUAGAAUAUUUGCAUUCCUUCAUCCUAUUGAUAUUCUUACUAAGAGACCUGACACUGUUUGUGCAAUUUGGUAUAACGAAAUGAAUACUUUUAUUUGGAAGAGGAUUACAAAAUUCUUGGCCCCUGCUAUUGCAGUUGAUAAAUAUGACACAGAGACUCUUAAAGAAUAUUGUCUAGCAAAGGGAAGAGCAUUCUACGGCCAAAAGAAGGCAACUCUCUCCUAUAUUCAUCUUGAAUUGCAGAAGGAAGAAUAUCCACCAAGUUAUGAAUAUGAUCCAAUUACAACAUGUGAAAAUAUUUCAUUUUCAGAAAACAGUGAGUGGAAAGGAACAACCUAUUUAUUGAGUGGAUCAGGUAGAUAUUAUGAUUCAUUCCGUUCGUGUGAACCGUUGACAUAUACUUUAGUGGAAUUUCAAGAUGUAAAUGGUUAUUAUUUCAAUUAUCAUGCACCUUAUUAUAUUUACUUUACAUAUGAUUGUAAAUAUGAAGAUGAAGAGGAACAGUCUACUUCAUUCACUUGUGUUUUGAAUGUUUUUGCUAAUGAUGACGAUGAGGAUGAUGACGACUUUAUUUCACCAAUUGAAGGGUAUCUAGGAAUUUUAGCUCAAUUGUUGGCACAGAAAGAUUCCGAACUUGAUCCGAAUGCAGAAAUCUUCUCUUCAAAAUAUUAUUUAGAAACGAGGAAGAGAAUGGAAAAGUUACUUUCACCUGAAGUGAUCUAUGAUGACGAUUCGGAAGAGGUUAUUCAUUCCAAAAUUUAUUCAUUAUUGUUUGAUUGGGUCGAUUUAGUUGUAGGCUCAAUGGAAAAACAUUCCUUUUUGCAGGGAUUUGAAGAAUUGAGAAAGGAUUUAAGAUUCAUAUCAAGGGAUGAAUUAGAUUGGAAUUAUUUUGAAGAGUUGACUGAGAAAUUCAAUUGUAUUAAUAUUUGUGGAGAAAAGACAUGGUUUGGGUUUACUCUUUUAGAUAAAAGAGGAGAAAGAAUUCCAAUAUUCUGUAGAUUGAGUAGGCAGUAUGAAAGUGCAAGUAGAGAAAUGAGUGUCAUCAUUCUUGGGUUCUUUGAUUCCAAUGACAAUUUGACAGGAAAUCUUCAGGAAGCAAUCAGAAUUCAAGAAGCACAAUUUUACUUUGAAUAUGCAGGAUUUGAUAGUAUGUCCAGUUUCACUGGAUUUGAUUGGAUCAAUGACAACUUUUCCAGAUAUAUCAAAGCAAAGGAUGAAUUGGCUCUUUUUGGAUCUGCUUUGGAAUUUUAUAUUACAAUGCUAAAGCAAAGAAAAUUCUCAAAAACAAAAUGUUUUCCUCGUAUUAAGGAGGAUCGAACAGAAUAUUACUUUAACAGUACUAUUGGAAUGAUGCUUUGUUUCAAUUCACUUCACAGAGGAGUGAGCGAAUGGUAUUCACCAUCAAGAUUUGAUACCCACCUUCCAGGGUUAAUUUAUCACGUUCAAUCGUUCUAUUCGAAACAUAAGAAAUUAUUAGAGAGCAAUAAAUAA